CACUAGGAGUCAGCAAGAGGGCGCAUUAUAGCAUCGAUUGCUUUCCUCGACCGCGGAAUCAGAUCGGCAAAACCCUAGACAUGGAGGAGGAGGAGGAGGAGGUUUAUGCGCGAGAUUCGUCGUGAGGGAUGAAUUGGGGGAGGAAUAAUAAUGCGAACCCUUCGAUGUUGGUCGCGACUUGAGCAGCUCCAGUUACAAGUGCCACGACGUGUACUAAGCGUGGACACCGAGGGGAGGUUUGUGGGCUCUAUAGAUUUGCAAAUUUCUCAAAGUGAAAUUAUAGUUGAAACUGUUUGAUGUUUGAGCAUCCAAUUUCCUACAUCAGCUGCAGCUGAACAAGAUGCCGCAUGUAUUACUCUUAAGAGACUGAAAGAUGAAUGUGAUUUACAGAUCAAAAAUAUUAAUUACGAUGACUCUGUGUUCUAUAAAAAAUUAUAUGACCAUCAGACUACUCACUACGCAGUGUUAUUUGCAUAUAAUAUAAUAACCUUUCAUGCGAAUAUAAUUAGAAAUUUUAAUUUUAAUGAUUGUGCUACAUUUUAGAAAGGCCCGAUUGGGAUCCUUUCUAUUUUAACUAUGUCGUACACCGACUCUAAAUUGUAGAUUAAAUAUAAAUUUAUAUUAAGUUGUUAGAGUAAUGUAACUAUUUAAAAAUUAUUUUAUAAUAUUUUUAGUUAGCUAUAAUUUUUUAAAUUUUAAAAUUGUAAUACAUAUAUGUUAAUUAAUUUAAACAUUAUUUACGCUGGGAAUCGCGAGUUCUGCACUAGUAUAUAAAUAAAUAAAUAGGUAGAUAUAUAAAGCCGCAGUUCCGGACUCGCAAAAGCUCACACCACUACCACCACGACCACCACCGCCGCCAUUGCUCGGCCAUGUCGUCGUCGUCGUCGUCGUCGGCUCCGGCGUCCUACGACCGCCUCGCCGACCUCCGCGCCCUCGACGCGACGAAAUCCGGCGUCCGCGGCCUCGUCGCCGGCGGCGUCGCCGCCGUCCCCCGCGUCUUCCUCCUCCCGCCCGGCGACCGCAUCCCCACCCCUCCCCCCCGCGAACCCCAACCCCAACCCCUCUCGACCGUUCCCGUGGUGGAUCUUUCUAGAAGCGGCGAGAGGGGGGAGGCGGUCGAGGCGGUGCCGAGGGCGAGCGCGGAGUGGGGGUUCUUCCAGGUCGUCGGCCACGGGGUGCCGCAGGCUGCCACGGCGUCGGUCCUGAAAGCGGUGGCCGCCUUCCACGAGGAGGAGGAAGGGGUAGGGGAAGACGGCAGGCAUGCGAAGGGGCUUUACUCCCGGGAGCCCCGGCAGGCCGUCAAGUACCACUGCAACUUCGACCUCUACCAGUCCCGCGUCGCCAACUGGCGCUAUACCCUCUACUGCCGCAUGGCCCCCGAUCCCCCCACUCCUGACGACCUCCCCGGCUCCUGCAGGGAUGAACUUUUUGAAUAUGCCAAUCAUGUCAUGACGUUGGGAAAUACUUUGUUCGAGCUUCUCUCGGAGGCGCUCGGACUUAGUCCGACCUAUUUAGCUGACAUCGAAUGCAACAAGGGGCAAAUUCUGCUCUGCCACUAUUAUCCGCCGUGUCCUGAGCCCGAACUUGCCAUUGGGACAAGCCCGCAUUCUGACUCUGGUUUCUUGACUGUUCUUCUCCAAGAUCACAUUGGUGGCCUUCAAAUUCUUCAUGAUGGUGAGUGGGUUGAUGUUGCGCCUAUACCUGGAGCACUGGUCGUCAACAUUGGUGAUCUCCUGCAGCUGAUCACCAAUGAUAAGUUCAAAAGCGUCGAGCAUCGCGUUCUGGCGAAGAACACGGGACCCCGGGUUUCGGUGGCGUGUUUCUUCAGUACCCAUUUCCAUCCAUCCUCGACGAAGAUGUAUGGCCCAAUCAAGGAGCUAUUAUCCGAGGAUAAUCCUCCUUUGUACCGGGAGACACUCGUUAGAGAUUACAUGGCGUACUAUUACUCGAAGGGGUUAGACGGAAAAACCGCAAUAUCGCAUUUCAGGUUGUGAUUUUCAUAUAUACGAUGUAUUAAACAUUGCAGCGUGAUAUUCUCGGUCAUGAUGUUAUACAUAUUUUCACUAUACAUUACAAAUAUGUAAGAAUUAGCUUGAAUAAAAAAAGGAAAAUGGCAAUAAGUUAACGAAUUAAGCAAGAAAACAUGUUUUCAGUGUGUUUUUGUGUGAUGCAAUUGUUAAUGUAUUUUGUGGUCACGAUUUCUAUUA
Molecule: messenger RNA, 2207 nt
Organism: Ananas comosus (pineapple)
Lineage: Eukaryota; Viridiplantae; Streptophyta; Magnoliopsida; Poales; Bromeliaceae
Product: 1-aminocyclopropane-1-carboxylate oxidase homolog 1-like
Source: RefSeq, a predicted model, not a curated record